AUGGCCUCAUUCGCAGCACGAGUACCAUUCAUCAACUCAAAUCCAAAUGACGCGUCGAAGAGAUUGAGCUGGCAGGAUCCUCGAGACCCGCCAGCUCAUGCUAACGAUCGAGCCUUUCCACACAUCAAGGAUAUAAUCACUCAGUCGCAGCCCAUAUUCGAUCCUUCUAUACCUGUGACCGAAUACCUAAAGCAAGCGGAGUCUUGUUUGAAGACGGCACAAUCUUCGUUGAGUUUUGGCAAGGUCGAUGUCGCAUUUCGAGAGUACCUGACAGCCUCUGAGAUCUUAGUGUACAUAAUACCAAGGCACAAGGAUUAUGGUCUCUUCAACUUCAACAAUCAGAAGUGGUCACAGGCCAACAAGAAUGCUCGUAACGUUGUGGCGAGCAUGCGCCCACAGAUGGAAGGUGUAAGGAAGAUCAUCGAGGACAAUAAUGCGCGGCACAAUACUCAACAACAAUCUACUACGAGCGGCAGAGACGCCAUUACUCUUGCUUCACCGGAUCCUGGUCAGCAGCAUGCUCGGUCUGACUCACAGGCGAGUUUGCGAUCGAAUGGCAGCGUAGAAAUACCAGAUGUUCUUAAGGUUACAAAAGCCAGGCCUGCUAGCGUUUCGAAACCUGACCAUUUGAGAGCUGGUUCCAAUACUACUGCAAACGAUCUAUCCUCGAGGUUCGCAGCACUGAGAGCUUCAGGCAGUCCACCUCCGCCACCAGGCUCUCUGCAGAUGCCAGAUGUGGCCAACUUCCAGUCCAAUGGACAAAAUGGAACCGCAAGACCAACUGGCCCUCGAGAUAUGCCAAGUGUGCCUCCCUCGUUGCCUGCCAAACUUCCUUUAGCAGCCACAGAAAUGCCCAAGCCACCGGAUCCCACCUUCUCCGUUGCUCAGUCGGCGCGGUUGUCCCGCGAAGUGCACAGACCGCCUACAGAACGAAAGCAGACUUACUACGGACAACCAAUUGCUCACAUCUCGAAUCCCCAACUUCAAAGGCAUAAAGAAGAGGUACAACCUUAUCGCCCACGUACACCUAAUGGAGUGAAUCUAGCCAUCGUACAGAAAAGCAAUUCUGCUGAAAUUCCCCACCAUGAUAUGAUCGAUGCUGAAACACUGUCGAGCUAUAUCAGGAAGUAUAAUGUCUUGCUUGUGGACAUCCGCGACCGCUCACAGUUUGACGAAGGUCAUAUAUUUGCUACGUCCAUUCUUUGUAUAGAACCGCUUGCCCUUAAAGAAGGUACAUCUGCGGAGAUUCUAGAAGAGCGGCUUGUGCUAUCUCCUGACAAUGAGCAAAACUUGUUCGCUCGGCGAAACGAGUUUGACAUUGUUGUCUACUACGAUCAGAACACCAGUGAUAACAGCUACCUUCGUGGCAGUCCGUCGAUGACAAGAGCUCCUCAUCUAAGAGCCUUCUUUGAUACAUUAUACGAGUUCAAUGAGUACAAGCCCCUGAAAGAUGGCAGGCCUCCAGCUCUGCUUCGAGGUGGUCUGGAUGCAUGGGUUGACCUGAUGGGCUCCCAUUCGUUGGCUACCUCGAGGACAGCAGCAAUGCUCGGUACCACUCGACAAAGACCAGCUCUUGUGGCAGGGCGCCCACUUGGCCGCCAAAGGCUAGUUAGCACUAAUUCGAGGUUUGAGAUCCGUGAUCGUCGGUUGCGCAACCACAAGUUCUUGAAUGAAGAUGAGCAGCAGGCCUGGAGACAACAGGCUGAGCAGGAACAGGUUGUAACCAACGAUGAAGCACAAGUCAGCGACAGCGAAUAUCUUGAAGAUGAGCCGGAACCGAUGUCCCCUUUUGUUCCAGACUACGAAACGUUCCUCCGACGCUUCCCGGCUAUGGAGCAACAAUCUAUGGUUGUCCCUCCUCGAAGGCCUGUAGUGCCACCAAAACGUUAUGAGCCUGCACCGUUGCCGUCCAUGCCUUCGAGACCAACUCCUGCAGUCCCACGACCUAGCUACACAGGUCAGGCAGAGCUGAUCCAACCCUCGGCGCCACUUGCACGUGUAACCUCUUCUACGAGACAGCCGUUGUAUAGCUCUUCUUCGCGUAUACUGUCGAAGCGUCUCCCCAGAACCGGCCUUACGAACUUUGGUGUCACUUGCUAUAUGAAUUCGACACUGCAAUGUCUCUCGGCGACUGUACCAUUGGCAAAUUUCUUCCUGGAUGAGCACGCUUACAGGCAAAAUUUACAAAAGAACUGGAAGGGCAGUUCAGGUAUCAUGCCUGAGAUAUUUGCCAACGUCAUACGCUCUUUAUGGAAAGGCGAUGUUGACAUGAUCAAACCAACCACGUUCCGAAACUUCUGUGGUCGUAUGAACAGGGAAUGGGUCAUAGACCGGCAGCAAGAUGCGAAAGAAUUUUUCGACUUCCUGGUUGAUUGUCUCCAUGAGGAUUUGAAUAUUGCUUGGCAAAGAACGCCGCUAAAACCGCUUACAGCUGAGCAGGAGAUGCAGAGGGAAAAGUAUAAGAUAACAGAUGCCGCGCCGAUCGAAUGGUCACGAUACGAGCACAGAGAUCGAUCGUUCGUAUCGUCGCUUUUUGCGGGACAGCACGCUUCACGAUUGAAGUGCCUCACUUGCCGAAACACAAGUACAACAUACGAAGCCUUUUACAGCAUAUCUAUUGAGAUUCCAAGGUCUGGCACUGGAGACAUACAUCGCUGCCUUCAAUCAUACACCCAGGAAGAACGCCUAGCACCAGAUGAGAGGUGGAAAUGUCCUUACUGCAAGUGUGAGCGAGACGCAACGAAGCAGAUCAUUCUCACGAGACUGCCACAGUUCUUAGUCAUUCAUUUCAAGCGUUUCAGUGCCGGUCGCUCUGAUGGAGGCGGAACGCGCAAAGUCCAUACACCUAUCGAUUUCCCUCUGCACAAUCUCAACAUGGACAGGUACGUCCUCAGCCCGCCUACGCCUCAAACGAAUGGUACACAGACCAAUGGCGAAUCGUCCACGUCUUCGGGUCCUGAUCCUAGCACUCUACCACCAUUUUCAUAUGAUUGCUAUGGCGUCCUUAGACACCUAGGCUCAUCUGGCGAUGGUGGUCAUUACAUCAGUCUAGUAAAAGAUCAAGCAAGAGGUUGCUGGCGCAAAUUCGACGACGAGAGACACUACGACUUCGAUCCUUCACAAUUAGCGCCUAGGGAUCGUCUACAGAAUGGUGAGGCAUAUAUAUUGUUUUGGCAGAGAGUUAUGCCGCGGUGA
Messenger RNA from Lithohypha guttulata, 3195 nucleotides. RefSeq names its product ubiquitin-specific protease doa4 (gene DOA4). Bases 1 to 3195 code for a protein of 1064 amino acids. Gene Ontology annotation, biological process: protein deubiquitination. The record is from RefSeq and is a predicted model, not a curated record. Gene Ontology annotation, molecular function: cysteine-type deubiquitinase activity. The transcript has a single exon. Gene Ontology annotation, cellular component: cytoplasm. NCBI's taxonomy places the organism in Eukaryota, Fungi, Ascomycota, Eurotiomycetes, Chaetothyriales, Trichomeriaceae.